Molecule: messenger RNA, 962 nt
Organism: Nilaparvata lugens (brown planthopper)
Lineage: Eukaryota; Metazoa; Arthropoda; Insecta; Hemiptera; Delphacidae
Exons: 3
Coding region: 368-874 (168 amino acids)
Source: RefSeq, a predicted model, not a curated record
UUAUUCAAUCUGCUCCUAGUACAUCUGCCUAGCAUUUCUGUUUAAUUAUAAGAGAAAAUUAUGCCUUGGAAAAAUAUAUGAUAAUUUCAUUAUGACAUGAUUCCAACAUUUUUUCAAUAAUCUAAAAAUAAAAUAAUUUUAAAUGAUAAAUUAAAUGAAAAUAUUUUAUCACAAUAUAAUUAGGUACUCAAUACUCAAUUUCUUAUUACUCUAUUUUAAUUGGUCGAGCAAACAUGCACGUUGUUGAUUCUACUCCAAACAGAUUCUACUCCUAUUCAAAACUAAAUUAAUUUUUCGGUGUCAAGUUUCGCUUCAAAAUUAUAUUUAUUGAGUUUGUAAAAAAUACUGAACAAAAUAGAAUUUCAUAAUGUUUCCUUACGAUCUAGCACAAACCAAUCCAAAUCAAUUACUUGUUGAGAAUUUUGAGUAUAAUGCUCUAUUGGGAAAGGCACUUACCGAACUUUUUCCUAUGAAUGAGAGAUUCAUAAUCAAUAAGUGGUUGACAAGAUUUCAAGAGAUGUGCCACUCCCCGGAGCAAAUGCUGUACAGGAGUCAUUACAUGUGGUUUCUGUUGUUGGUCAUGAAGCGAGGAAAACUCACUCCUCCCUUCAAUGGACCCCCUCCACCAGGAACACUCAAACCACUUCAUGAAGUCUUGCCAAUUGAGGUGUAUGAAGACAUAAUGACGACUGCUUCAACCGAAGGUCAGCAUUCCUGGAUUGACCGUAUUGUCGAUGAGAGCAAAGAGGACCAAUCCAAGAAAGGAUUAUUCCCUCAGAACUUUCUAGAAAAUCAGCCGAUGCCAAGGGAAGGAUCUUUCUGCUAUGGCUGUGUGUUCAGUGAUUUCAGUACCACUCCAGAUAUGACUGUCUAGUUUCAAAAAUCCAGUAUUUAUAUAGUCUUUCUUCAAUAUGCUCUGUAAAUCUUGUACUUGAUCUGUAAUAAAGUGUUGUCAUACUAUU